GAUCAGGUCAAACAAAGAUAACGAUUUGCUAGGUCAGAUUGAUAAAAUUUAAUACAACUUAUGCCAUAUCUUAACGCAAUAUAUAAGCAUCUUGUCAACAUUUUUUUUCAAUAACGUUUUACUAAUAUUUUCAGUAAAAUAUUGUAUUUUUAACGGAUUUAAUAGCUGGAGCUGAAGUUAAACAUGAGAGGAUCACGAGGGAUGCGGCCAGCAAGGGACGAUAACUGACGGAGAUGCUGCUGAAUCUAUCUAAAAUUGGAGUUUCUAGGAAACGUGUACAUCGUGCAGUGUUACUAUGUGGAUCUAUUUUCAUCGUUAUCUUUAUUUACAUACUGACUAACCGGCCGAAAUAUACCGACAAGACUGUUAUAGAAAGUGACAAGUGGUUAAAGAACCCGACAACCGGAUGUAACGGCUAUUUUACCGGAUAUGGACACGAGUUUGUCUGGCUCCGUUAUGCCUCAGUUGAUAAAACUAAAAAGACAUUUUCAAUUCCAUGUGAAAAUGAAAAACCAGUUUAUGAUUUUUUAUUCGGAAAAGAAGGCACAAUAUUAAAGGAAUGGAUGAACAAUUUACAAACGUCGAAGUACUCAGAUGUAUCGAAAUUACAGAAGAACGCCGUGGACACAGCCGCCAUUGCUGUGAUGAGAUAUGAGGCUCAUAAUCUUUAUCAUACAUUAUGUGAAUGGUAUAAUAUAUUCGUUAUCUCAAAACUCCUAAGGUUAGAUCCUAAACAACUGCAUGUAAUAUUCAUGGAUGAUAGACCACGUGGAUUAAUGGACGAGACAUGGAGCACACUAUUUGGCAAUGUUAGCAGAUACUCGGAUAUACCAUCAGGCACUGUGUUCAAAAAUCUGAUUUGGAAUAUAAUUGGCUAUGAAAGUCCAAUGAAUUUUCAUAACCUAAAAAUUCUCCCAUAUGCUGUUGAAUUUUAUAGCUUUUUCAUGAAGUCGUUUGGAGUAGACCAACUUAAAACAUUAAACUGUAAACAGUUACAAAUAACCAUAAUUUGGCGGAAGGAUUACAUGACACACCCAGAAAGAUUGAAAGAAACAGGUGGUUUAGUCCAUAGAAAAUUUAAAAAUGAAGAUGAAAUACUAAAAAUAGUUCAAGAGUUAUUUCAAGGUCAUUCAAUAAAUACCGUAAUUUUAGAAAAAAUGAAUAUGAAAGAACAAAUUAAUUUAUUUUCAAAAACUGAUCUUCUGAUUGGUAUGCAUGGUGCCGGAAUGUCACAUGUGAUGUUUUUGCCACAACACGCGGCAGUGUUUGAAACUUUUCCUAACUACUGGGGUUUCUUAAAACAUUUCAAAGCAUUUUCCCGGUGGCGAGGCAUCAAAUACCUUGGCUGGCAAAAUACUGAUCCGAAAAACGAGUAUCCGGAUUACUAUACUAGAAUACCACCGGAAGUGGUACAGUCUCAUUUAGAAAAGUUAAAGAAUUAUUUGUGUCCCCCUUGAUCACACUGGUCCGCAAAAACGACAGCAUUCCAUAUGAACGCUGCAGUUCCAGCUUUAUAGAUAUAGUCGCUUGUUUCGGUUUGUACUGACGACUAAUAACGCGCAUGCGCCAGAAAAAAAUAUGGCGGAUAUGACAAACAGUAUCUUUUAAAGGAAAAAGUCCUUAUGGAAAGGAGUUGCCGAUAACUGAUAUGAACUCAAAACAUGAUGUUGAAUCUGUAUUUUUGUAGUUUUGUUUGAGAGGCAAUGUGUAACAAUUCAUGUUAAAAAUUAGGAGCACGUGAUCAAAUGUGAAAUUGUCUUAUUAUACUAAAGUUAAUUGUCUUUCAAAAAAGGAAUUCUGGAAAACAACUUAAAUGUUUCGAAUUAUUAUGUUUUUAUUCAUUUUUAAUACAUAUAUUUCCGUAUAAUCAUUUGUGAAACUUUCAGAUUAUUGUCGCGUUGUUUUUGUCAUUGUACUUUAUAUCAUUAAUUAAAUCAUUCAUGAAAUUAAAAUCAUCUGCGUUG
Molecule: messenger RNA, 1964 nt
Organism: Ruditapes philippinarum (Manila clam)
Lineage: Eukaryota; Metazoa; Mollusca; Bivalvia; Venerida; Veneridae
Exons: 2
Coding region: 234-1457 (407 amino acids)
Molecular function (GO): glycosyltransferase activity
Source: RefSeq, a predicted model, not a curated record